Egretta garzetta (little egret) is the source of this 1072-nucleotide messenger RNA. Its product is annotated as epidermal differentiation-specific protein-like. NCBI's taxonomy places the organism in Eukaryota, Metazoa, Chordata, Aves, Pelecaniformes, Ardeidae. Gene Ontology annotation, molecular function: structural constituent of eye lens. The transcript has 2 exons. The coding region runs from base 118 to 654 and encodes 178 amino acids. The record is from RefSeq and is a predicted model, not a curated record. Gene Ontology annotation, biological process: lens development in camera-type eye; visual perception.
GCAGCACCGGACUGGAGGAAUUGCUGUCAGCUCUCCCUCUCCCCAUCCGAGAAGCUGAGAUCGAGGCUGUUAUCCAGCUCCUACAGCAAGAAAUCUGAACUACAGAAUCCUACUGAGAUGGGAAAAAUCAUAAUUUAUGAGCAUGCCAACUUCCAGGGUUACUCCAGAGAAUUCACCCAUGACAUUGCCAAUCUAAAAGAUGUAGAUUGGAAUGACUGUAUCUCCUCAGUGAAAGUAAUUGGCCAGCCUUGGGUGGCUUAUGAGCACCUCAACUAUACAGGUGAUUUUCUGGUAUUUGAGGAGGGAGAACAUGGCUUUGUUGGUGAACAUAUGAAUGAUAAGAUCACUUCUCUGAAGUUGAUCACUGAAAAUCUGCACAAUCCCCAGAUCACUCUCUAUGAACAUGCCCAAUACCAAGGGAAGUCCAGGGUGAUAAGAGAACCAACCGAUCUGGGUAGGGGACAUGACAACGACAUCAUGUCUUCUCACAAAGUCCAGAGCGGUGCCUGGCUGUUGUGUGAACACAGCGAUGGAAGUGGUAUCCGUUACAUUGCGCGAGAACACGAACACCUUCCAAACUACAAUGCAAUCCAUUUCAAUGACAAGCUUUCAUUUCUGCGUCCCCUUCUCCCUGGCAAGGGCUGUGGCUGUUAGACUGCAACUCCUGCCAUGCUGAGGGAAGAUGCAGUCCCAGCAAGAGAUGUGAAGCCUAGAUCUCUGUCUAUGCUUGUAUUGCUUUUUUCCCCUGUGUCACAGAAACACUGAAUGGGAGAGCUCUCUUUCGCACUGCACUGCAGAUCUGUGUUUCUCAAUCCUGCCUUACACUGUUCUCCCUCCCCAUAAUUCCCACGAACAACACUUGGCGCAAGUGAAAGAGACAGGCCAGGGGUGUGUAACCUAUUACACCUGCAGUAGGCAUUCCAAUGUCCUGUACUGUGUAACACAAAAGUAUUUGCCUGUUGCUUCUGUUGUUAGAUGUAUAAACAAAAUGCGAACAUACAACCAGCAUCAUUUACUUUGUAAUUUGAUUUACCAUGCUCUUGCUUUACCAUGGCCUCUGCCAUUUUUUGUA